Messenger RNA from Penaeus monodon (black tiger shrimp), 714 nucleotides. Its product is annotated as alpha-1,4-N-acetylglucosaminyltransferase-like. Gene Ontology annotation, molecular function: hexosyltransferase activity. The transcript has 4 exons. Lineage: Eukaryota; Metazoa; Arthropoda; Malacostraca; Decapoda; Penaeidae. The record is from RefSeq and is a predicted model, not a curated record. Bases 1 to 663 code for a protein of 220 amino acids. Gene Ontology annotation, biological process: glycosphingolipid biosynthetic process.
AUGUGGAUGCUUAGUAAAGAUACGACCUCCAAUAAGGAUGAAACCCCAGAUCGAGCCUCGGCCACAGUGAGCGACGCCGUUCGAGCCGAAAUAUUGCGUCAGUUUGGAGGAACGUACGUGGACUUGGACGCCAUAACCCUCCGUCCGUUCCCCGAUUCCACCAACUGGCUGACGAGGGUCGACCACCGCCUCGUCACGGCCGCUGUAUCGUCCUUCCAAAGACUGCAUCCCCUUCUUCAGGCCGCCGCGUCCGCCAUACCGACUUCCUACAACCCCUCGGCGUGUUGUAGCAUCGGCCCCGACCUUUUCACCGACCUCCUGCACCGACAAUGCCCCGACAACGUCACCAUCCCGACCUCAGUCCCUUCCUACGCGGCGGAGUACUGCGGGGACGUCACGGUCCAGCCGAGGAACCUCUUCUACCCCGUCCACUAUGGUUACGAGAGGGACCAACUCGAGAGCAUCUUCCGAGAGGGCGAAGGUCUGGGUGCCGCUUUCUUCUCGAGGGAGGAGACGAGGGGCGCCUUCUCCCUCCACCUCUUCAACUCCUUGUCGCGCAAGAGGCUCGUGUCCCUCCGCGGCGAUUCAGUUCUGAAGGAGGCGGCGAGGAGGAACUGUCCUAGGGUCUAUCGGUAUUUGCUGAGUCAGGAUGGAUGGAUAUAGUUGCGCGGGUGAGUGUGGGGUGACUUUGUAUAAGAGAGAGAGAGGAGGAGA